CCUGUGCCAGCAGGCUACUGCUUUGCACUAGUGAGGAGAGGACCAUAAUGCUGGGCCCUCACUUCCCACCCCCACCCCUUGGACCCGGUGAGGGGAGGCCUGCCCCUUGCACCUUUGAGAUUCCGGAUGGGAGCUACAGGUGCCUGGCUCUGGAAGCUGAAGAGAGCAGCAGUGAAGAUGGGCUGCUGGGAGAGGCGAGGCUUGGGGACCUGGAAGAAGAGGUGGCCAGCAGAAGCAGAGCCAACCAUGGGACACCACAGCUAUCCAGAGCCUCAGGCAUAAUCCAGCCAUCCAGCUGUUCCAGGGAGGCUCGAGGUGGGUUCCAGCACAACGACAGAGCCAGCCAUGACUGGGAUGUGGUACAGGCCCGGAAAGUGAUGACAGCAGGUGGCAGCCCCAGCCCUGGGCCCAGAGUGACCCAAAAACCAGCAUUAGGCCGGAGCACUAGCCUCACUGAAAAGGAUCUGAAGGAGGCCAAGGCGUGGAGCCAGCAGAUUGCAGCCCAGCUGACCACCCCUCCCAGCUCCAACUCUCGAGGGGUCCAGCUUUUCAAUAGGCGCCGACAGAGGGUGAACGAGUUCACCUUGGAGAGCCGUGGCCAGAGGCCACCAAAGCUCACCCAAGAGGCCCUCCAAACAGGGCACCCUUUGAGCCCCACAGGCCAUGCCCCAGAGCUCAGUCUGAGACCUUCAUCUUCACCCAAGCCAGGCCCUCCAAAGCACCCCAGCCCCCGAAGCCCCAGCAGAGGGGGCCCUGGCCACAUCAUGGAGGAUUACUCAGAGGAAGCCAGUCUCCUGCGGCACCUGGAGAAGGUUGCCAGUGAGGAGGAAGAAGUCCCACUGGUAGUUUAUUUAAAGGAGAAUGCGGCCCUGCUAACAGCUAAUGGGCUACACCUGUCCCAGAGCCGAGAGCCCCAACAGUCCUCAUCAAACCCUCCAGCAACUGAGGUGCACAGUUCAGCUGUAGACAUCAACCAGAACCCCUCCUCGCCCGGUGCCACACUCACCACACCAGCGUCCAACAGCCACCACAACCAGCCCACCACCGAUGUGAAUCAGAAUCCCCCGGCCACUGUCGCCCCUGUCCAACAGAAUUCACCCCAGGCACAGUGUCCCCCAAAUGGCACACCUGAUUCCAAACCCAGCACUCCAUGUGUUGAUGGGCAGGCCCAGGUGCCAGCAGAGGAGGUGAGAUCCAGCAUUCUCCUGAUUGAUAAGGUGUCAGCUCCUUCAUCUGCCACCAGCACCUUCCCUAGAGAAGCCACGCCCCUCGCUGGCUCUGGGCCACCAGGGGCAGAUCUCAUGUCCAGCUCCCUACUCAUUGACAUGCAGCCUAGCAGCCUAGUGGCAUCAGCGGAGCCGGAGAUGUCUGGACGUGCAGCUGUCACCACACCUACUAAGGUAUACAGUGAAGUACAUCUCACACUAGCCAAGCCCGCAUCAGUGGUCAAUAGGACGGCCAGGCCCUUUGGGAUCCAGUCACCAGGGAGUACCAGCCAGAUGGAGCACAGCCCCAUGAUGGGAAGACGACAUUUUGGAGAGAAGGCCUGGGCUCCCCCGGCUACCACCAUGGUGGAUAGGAGUCCCCAGCCACAAAGGCACAUAAUGUCCCGCAGCCCCAUGGUGGAAAGGAGGCUGGUUGGGCAGCGAAGCCCAGUCCUGGAGAGGCGCCCCUUAGGAAGCUUCACCCCACCCCCUACCUAUGCUGAGACUUUGUCAACAGCCCCUGCAGCUUCCCGGGUUAGGUCUCCUCCCUCUUACUCUACCCUAUACCCCAGCUCUGACCCCAAGCCGCCUCAUAUGAAGAGCCAGGUAGUCCCUGCCAACAAGACAGGCAUUUUGGAAGAGUCUAUGGCCCGCCGAGGCAGCCGGAAAUCAAUGUUCACCUUCGUGGAGAAACCCAAGGUGACCCCGAAUCCUGACUUGCUGGACUUAGUGCAGACAGCCGAUGAGAAGCGGAGGCAGAGAGACCAUGGGGAGGUGGGCAUGGAAGAAGAACCCUUUGCUCUGGGAGCCGAGGCCUCCAACUUCCAGCAGGAGCCAGUAGCUCGAGACAGGGCCAGCCCUGCAGCCGCUGAGGAGACUGUCCCCGAGUGGGCCUCCUGCCUCAAGUCACCCCGUAUCCAGGCCAAGCCGAAGCCCAAACCCAACCAGAACCUCUCAGAGGCCUCAGGGAAGGGGGCUGAGCUCUAUGCCCGCCGCCAGUCGCGGAUGGAGAAAUAUGUCAUAGAGUCAUCAGGCCAUGCUGAGUUGGCCCGCUGCCCUUCACCCACUAUGUCCCUGCCUUCGUCCUGGAAGUACUCCACUAGCGCGCCUGGGGGCUUCCGAGUGGCAUCGCUAAGCCCAGCGCGGACUCCGCCUGCCUCUCUCUACCACGGCUAUCUGCCGGAGAAUGGGGUCCUGCGCCCAGAGCCUACCAAGCAGCAGCCAUACCAGAUGAGGCCUUCACUCUAUGCUCUGUCUCCCGUCAAGGAGCCUGCCAAAGCCUCAUCGCGUACCACCUCAUCACGCACUCCAUCACGCACUGUCUCACCUCGUGCUGCCUCCCCAGCCAAGCCUAGCUCCCUGGACCUGGUGCCCAACCUGCCUAGGGCAGGCCUCCCACCAUCUCCUGCUCUGCCUCGGCCUUCCCGCUCCUCCCCAGGCCUCUACACCGCCCCGGUCCAGGACAGCCUCCAGCCCACUGCUGUGAGUCCCACCUACAGCAGUGACAUCUCCCCAGUGUCUCCCUCCAGGGCGUGGUCUCCUCGAGCCAAGCAGGCCCCCAGGCCUUCCUUCUCCACCAGGAAUGCUGGAAUCGAGGCUCAGGACCGCCCCGAGAGCCUGCCCACGUCCCCACCCUGGACGCCGGGCGCUUCCCGGCCCCCCAGCAGCCUGGACGGCUGGGUGAGCCCGGGGCCGUGGGAGCCGGGUCGCGGGAGCAGCAUGAGCAGCCCCCCGCCGCUGCCGCCGCCGCCGCCAAUGUCCCCCUCGUGGAGCGAGCGCUCGGUCUCCCCGCUGCGAUCAGAGGUGGAUGCACGGCCUCCCAGCCGCCAGCUGCAGGCGCUUCUGGCGCGCAACAUCAUCAACGCGGCCCGGCGCAAGAGCGCCUCCCCGCGGUCAGCGGCCGCCGAGCCCCUGCGGCCCUUUUCCCCGCCGAGGGUGCCGCCGCCGCGCAUGCGCUCUCCGCAGCCCGUCCGCCCCGCAGGCACCUUCCGCGGAGGCGCCUUCGCCCCGAUCCCGCGGAGUCCGUUGCCCGUCGGGCCUUCGUCCUGUGCUAGUCCCCGGAGUCCCCAGGCCACACCGUCCAAGCCUUUUCCCUACCGCCGCUCGCCCACAGACUCCGACGUGUCCCUCGACUCUGAGGACUCCGGGCUUAAGUCUCCUGGCAUCCUCGGCUACAAUAUCUGUCCUCGAGGCUGGAAUGGCAGCCUGAGGCUCAAGCGUGGUAGUCUCCCCGCUGAGGCCUCCUGCACCACCUAAAGUUUCCCACCCUGGGAGGGCCCAGCCAGAAGAGGCACCAAGCUUGGGGGACCCCAACACUGGGACCCCAAAAAGUCUGACCCAUAUUGGACAGCUCCAGAGAAAGAAGCCAAGGAAGAAGAGCUCUGGGCCUGGGGGUCCUUGGCUCUAUCAUUCAUUUGUGUGAGCCUGAGCAAGAGUCCCCUGUCUCUGACCCUCAGCUUUGGCCGAUGCAGUAGUCUCCAGACAUCUUCCCCUUCCAUCCACACACUUGUGCCUUGGGGAAGGCAGCUGUGCACCCUGCCCUUGGGCCUGCAGCAUGCCAGGCUUCCAUGCUGUCCCCUCACCCUGUUGUCUGGCAGCCUGGCAAAUGAAGUGUGUGUUGAAAGGAACUUAGGCCAUGACCCAUGCCCAGGCCCUGGCUUGACCACCGCCUCCUGGCACCGAGUCCGAGGCAGGAGCAGCUGUUUUCCAUCCCUCCUCAGACUAGCUCUAUUUUUAUCCCAUGACCUUUAGAGAGAUCUCCCAGGCAAGCUCAAGGUGCCCUGCCGGGCCCCUCUGGGGAGAAGGAUCUGGAAGAUUCUCCCUAGAUUCUGCCAUGCUGAUUUCUCUACCCCAGCUCAGGGUGUCCAGGCCAUCUCUAUGUCCAGGGCAGAGCACAUGUAAGGUGCUGAGUUCCCUGGGGCUAUGGGUCUCAGGAGUCCCAGACCUCUGCCUUUCUCAGCCUGUUCAUAGCACAUUUGAGUUUUUUCAAAGCUGGGGAUGCGGGGAGAAGAGAUGGCAGCCUUACAUGGCUGCCCCCAGUCUGGUCUUACCUAUUUGGAAAGAGGCCCUUGUUACAGGAUGUGUAAGCCAUGGCUAGGAUGCAUUGAGGAGACUCCUGAGGAUUCUCACCCUGAAAUGCAUCCCAUAGUAUUAGAAGGUGAGGGUGAGGGUGGAGGGGCCCAGGGCUUGAGUUCAGAGACAAUAAACCUGGCUGGGAAAUCAAGAGACUGUGCUAGUAUGGGCCCGUGUUUCCAGCCACCAAGUAAAUGUGUCUUCCCUUCAACUUCAGGCUAUGGCCUAGUGUCUAUACCUUGUCCAGAGGAAUGGGUACUGCUAUAUUCAUUUUCUUCACAUCUCACUCUGGCCUAGUUCAUACCUGUACCCAGUGGCCUUGACGAGCCAGUUCCCUAAACUUCAGUGACUCUGAUUCCAAUCCUCAAGAAUGACACUGGGAAGAAUGUAACUGAGUUUUGUGGUUUUCAUCAUUGGCUGAUAGUACCCCUUGAGGUUCAGAAUAUCAGCUUCAAACUUUGAAACCUGGGGGUACAGGUGCUGGAGUUCAAUGAUUGCAAAUAUAUGUAGGUAAAAAAAAAAAAAAA
Phodopus roborovskii (desert hamster) is the source of this 4804-nucleotide messenger RNA. RefSeq names its product synaptopodin (gene Synpo). The transcript is spliced from 3 exons. Gene Ontology annotation, cellular component: Z disc; spine apparatus; actin cytoskeleton. Gene Ontology annotation, biological process: modification of dendritic spine; spine apparatus assembly; positive regulation of actin filament bundle assembly. Gene Ontology annotation, molecular function: actin binding. The coding region runs from base 48 to 3461 and encodes 1137 amino acids. Lineage: Eukaryota; Metazoa; Chordata; Mammalia; Rodentia; Cricetidae. The record is from RefSeq and is a predicted model, not a curated record.